Molecule: messenger RNA, 1199 nt
Organism: Camelus dromedarius (Arabian camel)
Lineage: Eukaryota; Metazoa; Chordata; Mammalia; Artiodactyla; Camelidae
Gene: PIGX
Product: phosphatidylinositol glycan anchor biosynthesis class X
Exons: 7
Coding region: 1-1155 (384 amino acids)
Biological process (GO): GPI anchor biosynthetic process
Cellular component (GO): endoplasmic reticulum membrane
Source: RefSeq, a predicted model, not a curated record
AUGAAUUCCCCGGUAGGAGGCCCGCAUUGGCAAAUACCUGGAAGUGGAGGUGGACACUGGGAGUUCAGCCAGCCGUAUCCCAGGACAGCUUACGGAGCUCAGGGUCAGGCUGGGGGCCCAGGGACCCGUCCCCAGGGACCCGUCCCCAGAGUAACAGCCCCUGCAUACGCCACGCGCUUGCGCACUCCUCGCCCCGCCCCCGACCGGGCCGGUGAGGGGCUCGGCGCUGCGGCGAAGGGGUGGGACUGUUUCCCGCGACGCCGGAACCUUCGGGGGCCGGGACUGUGGGGAGCCGGGAACGGCGGGACCGCAGAGCGGUGUGAGGCGUGUGCAGAUUCCUCCGACCGCAUUUUGUCCCCGCGCGCUCUUCUCGGGCGCGCGUUCUCUGGCGUCCUGGCUGCCCGGGCCGUGGCUUGGCUGCUCCUCUGGGGGGCAGCUGGGCUUGCCUGCUUACCAGUUACAGCCUUUGACACCUCCGGGACCCACGCCGGCAUAAGGGCCACUUGUUCUGAAAUUAUUUUGAGGCAAGAAGUUUUGAAAGAUGGUUUCCACAGAGAACUGUUAAUAAAAGUGAAAUUUGGAGAGAGCAUUGAGGACUUACAGACUUGCCGACUCUUACUUAGACAGUACAUCCCGACAGGACUUUUUGUGGAUCCUUAUGAGUUGGCUUCAUUACAAGAGAGAAACAUAACAGAGGCAAUGAUGGUUUCAGAAAAUUUUAAUAUAGAGGCGCCCAACUAUUUGUCCAAAGAAUCUGAAGUUCUCAUUUAUGCGAGACAAGAUUCACAGUGCAUUGAUUGUUUCCAAGCUUUUUUGCCUGUGCACUAUCGCUAUCAUCGGCCACAUAGUAAAGAUGGAGAAACCUUUAUUGUGGUCAAUAACCCUGAGUUAUUGAUGUAUUGUGACCAAGAGUUUCCAAUUUUGAAAUGCUGGGCUCAGUCAGAAGUGACAGCUGCUUGUGCUUUGAACAGUAAGGAUAUCUGCCAGUGGAACAAUAUGAAAUAUAAAUCAGUUUAUAAGAAUGUGACUCUACAGGCUCCAGUGGGACUGACCAUACAUACCUCUUUAGUAUGUUCUGUGACUCUGCUCAUUACCAUCUUGUGUUCUACUCUGAUCCUUGUGGCUGUUUUCAAAUAUGGCCAUUUUUCCCUCUAAGUUUUAUGCAGUUAAAUGCGUUCCAGAAACCUAAGUAAGACCUA